Molecule: messenger RNA, 1718 nt
Organism: Westerdykella ornata
Lineage: Eukaryota; Fungi; Ascomycota; Dothideomycetes; Pleosporales; Sporormiaceae
Product: ATP-dependent RNA helicase-like protein dbp8
Exons: 2
Coding region: 24-1568 (514 amino acids)
Molecular function (GO): ATP binding; RNA helicase activity; nucleic acid binding
Source: RefSeq, a predicted model, not a curated record
UCCUUCGCCCGUCUCCCUCAACAAUGGUGGCUAGUGAUCACGAAUUAUCAGAGCACCAACUCGGUUCGCGAAAGAGAAGGAAGCUCUCUGACGACGGCGACGAUGACGCCGCCUCAGAUGGCGAUGUGCCCGCGCCCACACUCCCCGUCCCUGCGAUCUCCAGGGUCAAAGUAAAACCGAAAACCCAAGCCUCAACUGAGGCAACAGCAGCACCAGGAAAUUCAGGCUCAGGAAAGCCACCUGUGCAAGUCCCGGCUACCGAUCCGAAGGCCACUUUUGCCUCCCUGAACGUAUCGCCAUGGCUGGUGAAAGCCCUGGCGGCCAUGGAGAUCAAGCGACCUACGCCAAUCCAGCAGGCCUGCAUUCCGGAGAUCCUCAAGGGCCGGGAUUGCAUAGGUGGCUCGAGAACGGGUACCGGCAAGACGAUGGCAUUUGCAGUCCCCAUACUUCAGAUAUGGGCAAAGGACCCAAGUGCUAUCUUCGCUGUAGUUCUCACGCCUACGCGGGAGCUGGCCAUUCAGAUCUACGAGCAGUUCAUGGCGAUUGCUGCUUCUUCCUUUCUCAAGCCCCUUCUCAUAAUCGGGGGCGACGACCAGCGUGAGCAAGCAAUCAAGCUUGCAUCCAGACCGCACGUGGUUAUUGCCACGCCAGGCCGUCUAGCAGAGCACAUCAAGACCUCUGGCGAGGACACCAUCUGCGGCCUUCGCCGAGUCAGGUUCGUCGUCUUCGACGAAGCAGAUCGCCUGCUCGCACCCGGACGAGGCAGUAUGGUCGACGACAUCGAGACAUGCCUAUCGGUGAUGCCUCCCAAGGAAAAGCGCCAGAAUCUCAUGUUCACCGCUACCAUCACGAAAGCAAUGCAUGCACUCAAGGAGGAGCCACGCCCUGGACGACCGCCCAUCUUCUUCUGCGAGAUCGACACCGAGACGUUGGCCAUCCCGCCUAACCUCCAGCAGAAAUACGUCCAAGCCCCCGUCACGCACAAGGAAUGCUAUCUCCAUGUCCUCCUCGAAACCCCCGAGAACAUCAAGAAAUCCGUCAUCCUCUUCUGCAACCACAAAGCCACCGCCACCGUCCUAGAAUACAUGCUGCGUCUCCUCGGCCACCGCGUCACGGCCCUCCACGGUGGACUCAGCCAGCGCGACCGCACUGCCAAUCUCGCCCGUUUCCGUGCCCAGGCAGCCAGGAUCCUCGUAGCUACCGAUGUUGCAGCUCGCGGUCUCGAUAUCCCCGAAGUUGCCCUCGUUAUCAAUUACGAUCUCCCUCGCGAUCCGGACGACUACAUUCAUCGGGUUGGUAGGACGGCACGUGCGGGGAGAGGCGGUACCAGCAUUACGAUCGUGUGCCAGCGCGAUGUGGAGCUCGUGCAUGCCAUUGAGGAGAGGGUGGGGAAACAGAUGGAGGAGUAUGAGGAAGAGGGCGUCAGCGUGGAGGGUAGGGUUGUCCGUGAUGCGCUGAAGCCUGUUACAGAGAAGAAGCGGGAGGCGUUGCUCAUGAUUGAGGAGGGCAAGGACGUGCUCGGGAAGAGGAAGUUCAAUUUGCAGAGGAAACCCGGCAGGAACAUGUAGGGCUUCGUCUGAGUAGAAAGGGGCCUGUGCUGGAAAUGGGAUCUAAGGUGGUUGUUGCUGACGCCGGAUGGAGGUAUUGGCAGAUGUUGGGUUGGAGAGGGCCUCCAAACACCAGUCACUCCUAAUAUCAUAAUGGAAUCAGUGGAUGAC